Molecule: messenger RNA, 658 nt
Organism: Eupeodes corollae
Lineage: Eukaryota; Metazoa; Arthropoda; Insecta; Diptera; Syrphidae
Gene: mRpL14
Product: 39S ribosomal protein L14, mitochondrial
Exons: 2
Coding region: 157-624 (155 amino acids)
Biological process (GO): translation
Cellular component (GO): mitochondrion; ribosome
Molecular function (GO): structural constituent of ribosome
Source: RefSeq, a predicted model, not a curated record
UUUAUGAAUCAGCUGUUUGCAUACCUAAAUGGCUACCGAGGUUUUUCAUCUUUAUUAGAGUGUUUUUGGUUCUUACUGGCAAAUGUAGUAUUUAUUCAGAAUUUCAUCUUACCUGCAUAUAAUCCUUCAGCUUAAAUAGCCACAAAAACAAAGAAAAUGCUGAAAUCAAGUUUUAAGAAUCUAUUUGAUAUAACAUUAACUAGUCUAACACAGUCAUCAAAAAUUCAUUUGUCCUCACGAUGUUAUGAGAUUCGAAAACUGGCUAGAUUGCGCGUAGUCGACAACAGCGAGGUUGGAAAACGUGCAAUGGCCGAAGGUAAGCCUCCUAGAUGUAUCCAUGUUUAUAACAAACGUGGGGUAGGCUUAAUUGGCGACAAAGUCCUUGUAGCUAUUAAGGGCCAAAUGAAGAAAGGAAUUCUCGUUGGCUUAAAACAAAAUCAAAAACCAAAAAUUCCUAAGUUUGAUAGCAAUAACCUGGUGCUGAUAGACGAUAAUGGAUCGCCUUUAGGGACAAGAAUACACGUUCCAAUCCCAACAAUUUUACGAACUAUUCUAAAGGAAAAGACCUUUUCCAAGGGAGCAGACUACACGAAAGUUCUGGCGAUAGCUACUCGUUAUCUUUAAAAGCUUUAGCAAAUAAAAAAUAAACUUUAUACUA